CUUCGCCUUUCUACUGUUCCAUUUCUCUUCACUUCAAUCGUAUAUGGCCGAAGAAUUCCAGGAAUCCGAAGUGAUUUUCUCCGAUCUCGACCACCGCCGUUACCUCCACCGUGCCGACGACGACGAUUGCGGCGAGGAUUUCUUUAACUUCAACGGCCGCGGAGGAAUGGUUGUAGCGCCGCGAAAUAAGUAUCAACAGCGGACGGUGCGCGAUGGUGGACGGCUGUCGAAGAAGGUAAUGGCGAGUUCGCUUCCGGUAGGGAUUCCGGAAAGAAACCGACGGAGGACGACGGAGGAAGAGGAUGAAAUGGACGAAGAGGAAAUGAUUCCGCCGCAUGUGGUGGCGGAGAGGCGAAUGGCAGGGAAAAUGGCGUUCUCUGUUUGUACUGGGAAUGGAAGGACGCUGAAAGGACGAGAUUUGAGACGAGUAAGGAAUUCGAUCCUUCGGAUGACCGGAUUCUUAGAAACGUGAUCGGAAUGAGGACGGUAAUCGAAUCUCUGAUGAAUUUCUAGAUAGAUACACAAAUUCGGAAGCGGAAAAUCAAACCGCGACGAACGCUAAAAGGCUUCUUCGCUCUGCUUCUCCUCGAUCAAAUUAAAUUAUAAUUUGGGGAUUCGUUGUUGGUGAAAUGAUCGAUUUUACCAAAUAAUCAAAAUUGAAAGUUGUAUUUUCAUUUUCUUACAGAAAAAAAAAAUGAUGAGUUUAUGAAAUUUUUGAGGGAGGGAUUUGGUUUCG
Cucurbita pepo subsp. pepo (vegetable marrow) is the source of this 736-nucleotide messenger RNA. Lineage: Eukaryota; Viridiplantae; Streptophyta; Magnoliopsida; Cucurbitales; Cucurbitaceae. The record is from RefSeq and is a predicted model, not a curated record.